CGGGCUCCGCCGGAUGCGCACGCACCCUUCUGCCCCCUUCUUUUGUGGUCCGGCCCAUUGCGAGGGUGACAGGAAACCCUGUGCAGGGUGCGCCGCCAUCUUGGACCUGCCCGAGGAAGACCCUGAGGGAGCCGCGAGGGCCGUCUCCGCCGCCACCGCAGUGCCGCGAGCGCGUCCGCACCUCUCCGGCCAGCCCGCUACCUGCCGAGACCUCGGCCGAGCGCCCCCGCCCCCGCGUCGCUGCGCCCGCACUCCUCUUCCUCGUCCUGACGCCCCCUCCCGCCCGGAAAGCUGCCCAGCCACCAGCAACCCCCCAGUGCCACCAUGGCAACUGCACCAUACAACUACUCUUACAUCUUUAAAUAUAUUAUUAUUGGGGACAUGGGAGUAGGAAAAUCUUGCUUACUUCAUCAGUUUACAGAAAAAAAAUUUAUGGCUGAUUGUCCUCACACAAUUGGUGUUGAAUUUGGUACAAGAAUAAUUGAAGUUAGUGGCCAAAAAAUCAAACUGCAGAUUUGGGAUACAGCAGGACAGGAGAGGUUUAGGGCUGUUACACGAAGCUAUUACAGAGGAGCUGCCGGAGCACUUAUGGUGUAUGAUAUCACUAGAAGAAGUACAUAUAACCAUUUAAGCAGCUGGUUGACAGACGCAAGAAAUCUCACCAAUCCAAAUACUGUAAUAAUUCUCAUAGGAAAUAAAGCAGAUUUGGAAGCACAAAGAGAUGUUACAUAUGAAGAAGCCAAACAGUUUGCUGAAGAAAAUGGCUUAUUGUUCCUUGAAGCAAGUGCAAAAACGGGAGAGAAUGUAGAAGAUGCUUUCCUUGAGGCUGCCAAGAAAAUCUAUCAGAACAUUCAGGAUGGAAGCCUGGAUCUGAAUGCUGCUGAGUCUGGCGUACAACACAAACCAUCAGCUCCACAGGGAGGUCGACUAACCAGUGAACCACAGCCCCAGAGAGAAGGCUGUGGCUGCUAGUGACCUCUUUGCAGUGGCACUCAUUUGACCUUUCACCUCUUGUCUGUUGGAAGCAGUACUUUUUACUGCCUCAUUGUCUUCUGUACAUCUUACUGGGUUUAAUUAAAAAAAAGAAAAAACUACUCUGUUUUACAAACAGUUUAACACAAUACUAAACUGCUAAACAACUAGAUGUAAUCAGGUUAUCAAAGGCAAGUAGAGUAAUAAAUCUCUCCUGCAUGGUAAAUUUAGAUUUCCCCCCUUUGAUUGUCCUUGUGAUAGGUAUGUCACCAAUACAUGAUUUAAACUGAGCACUGAUCCUGGACUUCAUGAUUUCUACUCCUCUCUCUUUUUGGUAACACUUUGUCUCACUGUACGGUUUAAUUUGGUAUCUUAAGCCUUUCUCCCCAUCUUUAACUGUUCACAUAUGUUUGUUGUAGUCAAUAAGUUUAUUGCUGUGAAAUAAUUUCUGAUGGUAGAGAAGAGGUUCUGUAAUUGCUUUUUGUUUUGUUUCUGUCGGGUAAAUUCCUGGUUGUGUAGCUAUCAGUUUUCUAGAGGAGGUUUGCUUGUCUUACCCUUACACUGGGAAAAUACCCAUUUAUCUUUUUUUCUUGUGCUUUAUUAGUAGCUUUGUCUUUUUUUUUUUUUUUUACAUCAUAUUAUCCUUUUCUCUUUAGCAGAAAGUAAAUAUGUAUAAAAUUUGAAGGAACCGAACUAACGAUACGUUCUGUGUAUAUUAUUUUAAUGAAGAAAAUAAAAUGAUUACUGGCAUUGGAGCAGUAUAAAAUACCAGUUUGUACAGUAUGACCUGUAUGUGACCAUGUUAUUCCCUUCCAUUUCACACAAGGAAAUAGAGACAACUGCAGUUCACAAAUAAUACUGGCUCCACUCUUUGGUGCUGGCAGUUUUGGGGACAUUAUGCUGGAAAAAGCUCCUAGCAUGAGAGGAUUAACACUAGCAGAUUCUGUUCCAUCUUUGCACUGUGGCUUACCUGCUGAUAUUCUGAACUAUUCUUGUGCAAUCGACAGUGUGCUAACCUGCUUUUCUCUUUUUGUAAACAUUUUGCAUUACAGGCUGCAUUUCUUGCCUUACUGUAUAGAGAAAGAAAAAAGACUGGGUUUAUUGCACAUUUAAGCUUUUAUACCUAUAUCUUGGAAUGGUAAGAUUAUGAACCAGACAGCCAGAACCACAUGUCUGCUGUUAAGGGAUUUUAAAUUGUGCAUUUUUAACACUACAGUGAAAUAAUUUAAGAUAUCCUUUGUGUUCAUAAUAUGAGGGGAUAUUUUAUGUCUCUUUGGCAUAAAUUAUUUUGUGAAAGGGAAAGUGUUUGUAAUGGUGUUUCAAUGUUAGUAUCAAUACAAAGUUAUGACUUUGUGCUAAGUGGUUUGACCACUGAAAGAAUACUGUAAUACAAGGGAAAUAAUCUUAUUUCUUUACACAGCAAAUUUAUGUUAGCACGUUCUUUACUUUCCUUGAUUGAUUUCUAAUUGAGUUUAAUGGUUUGGGUUGGUACUUGAGUCAUUUGUAGUAGGAAAGGUAGACCAUAACAUAUUCUAUCAAAUGCACUUAGAUCAACUGCUGUGUUUAAAAUACACAUUUUAAAUCCCUCUUUACAGACACUAAAGUAUAAAAAAACACAUCUAUCUGGGUUGUAAACACGUGGUAGUACAAGAGUAUUGUAUAGUCAAUGUUAAAUAAAAGCCAAAACUGGAAUGUGCAGAAAAUAGGGUUUGGUUAAUUUGUGGACUUACCUUUCUUUUUGUCUUUAAUUUUUUAAAAACAAGAUUCCUGAAGUAGGUUGAUAAAUUCUGUUAAAGACUUAACAGUGAUCCAUUUUGCUUACACUGUUGCAUCACAGGGGACUUGCCCAGGGACCAUGACCUGCUGGUGUGUGUAUAUAUUUACAAAAACAAAACAAACAAACCACCCUCUGGGAUAUAAGGUAGCAAUCACAAAAACUGCAGCUUGUCUAGGUGCAAUACCCUGAUUCCCAAAGUUAGUUACAGUGAGUCUUAUGUUUUUGUGACAGGAUUUAUUCAGACUGCUGUACUCUUCAUUUUAUGUAACAAAAUGCUAUUAAUCUAAAUAUUUGUAAAUAAAGUACCUGUAUCUAGAUUAAAA
This is a messenger RNA of Erinaceus europaeus (western European hedgehog), 3072 nucleotides long. RefSeq names its product RAB14, member RAS oncogene family (gene RAB14). Gene Ontology annotation, cellular component: phagocytic vesicle; Golgi apparatus; recycling endosome. Lineage: Eukaryota; Metazoa; Chordata; Mammalia; Eulipotyphla; Erinaceidae. Gene Ontology annotation, biological process: endocytic recycling; phagosome maturation; Golgi to endosome transport. The transcript is spliced from 8 exons. The coding region runs from base 325 to 972 and encodes 215 amino acids. The record is from RefSeq and is a predicted model, not a curated record. Gene Ontology annotation, molecular function: GTP binding; GTPase activity.